AUGUCAUCAUCGUCCAUAAGUUUGGAUUCCGAAUUCACGGGGGAAAGUAACGGAAGUGAAAGUAUAUCGGAUCAUCAGGAAACUGUCACAGUUGAUCUUACUGUACGACAGGAAUCAGCAAGGAAAGAUGAUAAAAUCAAUAUUGCAAGAAAGAAGUUCGAGGAAGGCAAUGAUGGGGAAAUUUCAUCGAUUGGAAGUUCAAAGGGCAGUGACUCGGAUACGAAGGACGGUGAAAGUGAUGCUUCCGGUUCGAAAAAUAGUGAAAAUGGUGAGUGCAAUGUGAAUGAACAAAAAAGUGAUUCAGUGUUCAGUGCUGAAAGUGGUGAUGGAGAGAUUACUAAGAUAAAGAAACGUGGUGUCAAAAUUACAGAUGAAACACGAAAGUUUCUGGAAAAUGAGAAUAUAUUACGACGGUCUUCAAGGCAACGUAAGGAGACAACCGGUCCAAAUACGGAGAAGGGGGCAGAAAAAGUAAUGAAAAAACCUGAUAAAAGGGAACUGCCACAAUCCGAGGAGAAUGAAACGAGUGAUGGUGAGUCAUCGUCAGAAAUUAUAUCGUCACAAAAGAUGCGUCAAAAACCAGAGAAACUGCAAGCAAGGAGGCAGUGCCGAAAACAUGGUGUAAGUUCCGAUGAUGAUUCGGGAGGAAUACGUCCAGCACGUCGGAGCAAAGUUGAUGGUGGAAAAAAUCGCAUCAAUUAUCGAGAUAUCAGUUCAGACGAAGAGAUAAAUUCUGAUGAUGUGUUAGAAUGGGAUGAAGGUGAUAAAGUAGAAGGUGCUAGUUCAGCAGAUCAUAAUACUUCGUGCAGUGAAACAAUUGAAAAGGUAUUGCGUCAUCGAGCAGGAUAUCCAGGAGCAACCGGAGCAUCGACAACAUGUUACAAUGUGGAGGAUAAAGGUGAUCCGAAUGUUAAACUGGCAGAAAAUGGCGAUGAAAUGGAAUUGGAACGCCAGUAUUUAAUCAAAUGGUUAGGCUGGUCACAUCUUCAUAAUACAUGGGAAUCGGAAAAUAGCAUAAAGCAAUGUAAUGCCAAAGGAUUGAAAAAAAUCGAUAAUUAUAUGAAACGUUUAAGAGAUAUUGAGGAAUGGAAACUUACUGCAGAUAAAGAAUAUAUUGAAUUUUUUGACUGUGAACAACAAAUGAACGACGAACUUAAUGAACAGUAUAAGAUUAUUGAACGAGUAAUAGCUCAUCAAAUAUCGCGUAGUCAAGGUGAAAACGAAGGAACGGAAUAUUUUGUAAAAUGGUGUGGUUUGCCAUAUUCUGAAUGCACUUGGGAAGAGGAACACUUGAUUGCACGACAAUUUCAAGAUAAAAUUGAUGCAUACUAUGAUCGACGUGACAACGGGAAAAUACCUAAUAAACAUUGUCCGGCUCUGAGAAAACGUCCAAAAUUUGAAAAAAUGAAUAGUAUUCCUGAUUUCCUUCACCGAAAAGAUGAUCCAGAGCAUGAGCUACGCGACUAUCAAUUGGAAGGAGUAAAUUGGAUGUUACAUGCUUGGGCAAAGGAAAAUAGUUGCAUACUUGCGGAUGAAAUGGGUUUGGGUAAAACGAUUCAAAGUAUUAGUUUUCUCUCAGUACUCUAUCACAAAUAUCAGUUGUAUGGAACAUUUCUGGUUGUAGUACCACUAAGUACGAUGGCUUCUUGGCAACGUGAAUUCGAAACUUGGGCACCAGAUCUUAAUGUUGUCACUUAUGUUGGUGAUGUUACGAGCCGUGAUCUGAUAAGGCAGUUUGAAAUAUAUGUGCAGAGCACAAAACGCCUAAAAGUGAAUGUCGUCUUGACUACAUACGAAAUUCUGCUGAAAGAUAAGUCCUUCCUUGGUUCAUUUGAGUGGGCUGUAUUAGCUGUCGAUGAAGCGCAUCGUUUAAAAAACGAUGAGUCACUAUUGUAUCGUUCGUUGUUCGAAUUCACAACAAAUCAUCGAUUACUGGUAACCGGAACACCACUUCAAAAUUCCUUAAAAGAACUCUGGGCUUUGCUCCACUUCAUUAUGCCUGAAAAGUUUGACAGUUGGCCAGAAUUUGAAGCGGAACAUCAUGAUUCAGAUCAUAAAACAAUUGCAUCAUUGCAUCGAAAACUUCAACCAUUUUUGUUAAGACGUGUGAAAAAGGAUGUGGAAAAAUCACUGCCAGCUAAGGUUGAGCAAAUUCUGCGUGUGGAUAUGACUGCUCAGCAAAAACAGUAUUACAAAUGGAUUUUAACCAAAAAUUACAAGGAGUUAUCAAAAGGUGUAAAAGGAUCCAUUAAUGGAUUUGUGAACUUAGUUAUGGAACUAAAAAAAUGUUGUAACCAUGCUUCACUUGUUCGAUCAUAUGAUGAAUCCGAGGAGGGUGCGGAUGCCCGACUGCAGCAACUAUUGAAGUCUUCCGGUAAAUUGAUUUUAUUGGACAAACUGUUAUGUCGUUUGCAAGAAACUGGGCAUCGGGUGUUGAUUUUUUCACAGAUGGUAAUGAUGCUCGAUAUCAUGCAAGAAUACCUUCAGCUUCGGCGUUUCCCUUCGCAGAGAUUGGAUGGUUCAAUGCGUUCAGAUCUCCGGAAGGCAGCGUUGGAUCAUUUUAACGCUCCAAAUUCUCCUGAUUUUUGCUUCUUACUUUCAACUCGAGCUGGUGGCCUUGGAAUAAAUCUGGCCACAGCGGAUACGGUGAUUAUUUUCGAUUCAGACUGGAAUCCGCAAAAUGACUUGCAAGCUAUGAGUCGUGCGCAUAGAAUUGGCCAAAAAAAACAGGUAAACAUAUAUCGUUUGGUAACAAAGGCGUCGGUAGAAGAAGAAAUCGUGGAAAGGGCAAAGAGGAAACUAGUCUUGGACCACCUUAUUAUUCAGAGAAUGGAUACAACUGGUCGAACGGUACUUUCGAAAACAACUGUGACAAAUGGAACGAUGCCGUUUGACAAACAAGACUUGGCAAUGAUUCUUAAAUUUGGUGCCGAGGAGCUUUUUAAAGAAAAAGAAGGUGAAGAACAAGAACCGGAAGUUGACAUUGAUAAUAUUUUGCAAGGCGCGGAAACCAGAGAAUGUGAUCAGCAGAAUUCUGGCAGUGAAUUGUUGAAUGCAUUCCGUUAUGCAGAUUUUUCAUUUGAUGAGAAUAAGGAUGUACCAACAUUGAAUGUAGCAACAGUUCAAACGGAAGUGAACCAAAAAGAUGCGGCUGCAUCGAAAUCAUGGGAUGAAAUUAUUCCAGAAAUUGAUCGAAAAAAAUUUGCUGAUGAAGAGCGUGAGCGAGCCGAAAAAGAGCUUUUCCUUGGACCAAGACAGAGAGUAAAGAUCCCUGACGUAACUGCAGAAGCUGGUGAUAGUGAUGAGGAUGAAAAAAAGAAAAAAAGGCGGAAACGUGGUCGAGAUUCACCAUUAAGCGAAGAAGAAGGUUCCGAUGAGAAUAAACCGAAACGUGCGCGGAAGAAAUUGUUGCUUAAUUUCACUGAAUCAGAAAUUAGGAAAUUCAUACGGAGUUUCCGGAAAUUUGCUGAACCCCUGACAAGAUUAGAAGCAAUAGCUCAAGAUGCAGAAUUGGAAGAAUUCAGCAAAACUGAGCUUGAACAGCUUGGUAAUGAAUUAUUAAUUGGUUGCCAGAAAGCUCAAAGUGAAUAUGAAGAAAAAAUCAAAGAAGCGAUGAAGAAACCUAUGGAAGAUGGUAAAAGAAAACAGGAUCGUGGCGCAAUUUUUAAAUUUGGAAAUAUUGAUAUUUAUGUCCGACCGCUAUUGAAGAUGCAGUCAGAUCUUAUACCACUGCAUAAUCUUGUCAAAAGUGCUGGUGAUAUCAGAUUAUUACAAAUUCCGGGUUGUCCUAAAGAACAAAAAGGUUGGGAUGUUGAAUGGGAUAUCGCCGAUGAUUUAGCACUACUGAAAGGCAUCUAUCGAUAUGGUCUUGGCAGUUGGGAAGAAAUCAAAAUGGAUCCCGAUUAUGGUUUAGCAGAAAAAAUUUGGUUGAAAGAUAAAAGUAAGAAGCCACAAAGUAAACAUAUUCAAGCAAGAGCGGAAUAUCUUUUGAAAUAUCUUGGUCGUAAUACGAAGGCUACAGAAAGUACUUCAAUGAAAGAUAAAUUAAAGGAAAGAAAACCAUCCAAAGAAGAUAAGAAAGAAAAGAAAUGUAAAGGAGAACACGGAGAAGAAAAAGAUGAUGCUGAAAAAAAAGAACCAAAACUUAAGAAGGAAAGAAUUGGAAUUAGCUUGGAUCAUUUAACCAUCAACAAGUCCAAGUAUAAAAAAGACGUUGAGAACAAGAAAUCAUCACAAUUUGCAGAGUGUGUCAAAAUCAUGCGACCUGCUCAGAAAUACAUGCGAAAACUGGUGCAAUGUGACGACUUAAGCUCUACCGAUUCAUUGCGACAUUUACUUAAAAUUGGCGAUCAUAUCAAUGGACAUCUUGGAAAAAUUAGCUUAACUAAGUCACAACUCGUCGAAAAGUGGCACUCUUAUUUGUGGAUUUUUUUAUCGUGUUUCACCCGACAGGAGCCCAGCGAUUUACUGCAACGCUACCGUAUUGCUGCAAAAGAUCGUGCAAACAAUAAUGAAACUGAAACUCAUCGUAAGCAUCACCAUCAUCGCCAUCAUCACCAUUAUCACGAUAAUAGGAAGAAUCAACAAGAUGAUAAACCAACAACUGGUACAAAUGAAGUUAUGGAUGUUGGUGCCGCUGUUGUUGAACGAAAAGGCGACAGCAUUACAGCCACAGCUGGAGGCGAUCGAAGAAUUGAUAAGAAUUCAAAAUAUAUUCGUUUAAGUAGUGAUGGAUAUCCAAUAACAAGACAACAUUCGAGUUCGAGUAAGCCAGAUGUGCGGAAACAUCAACAUUCUGUUAAACAUGGAACUAGCGGAAAAGGUGGAAAUCUGAAAUCGGUUAUAAUAAACGAAGACUCUGACACCUACAAGCCAUCGGUAUCGCAAUUACAGCAAUCCAGUUUAUUAUAUUCGAACCAAAAUGAGAGUGAUAGUUACAAGGAUUCAUCGUAUCGGUACCGCACGGAUUACGGUAGCAGCAAUAGUGGCAGUCUUCAUCGCACUCAUUAUAGUCACACAAGCUAUCGAGACAGAGCAAGAAGUGGACGACAUGAAAACUAUUCUUACAGGGAACAUCGGCGAGAGCAUACUUACUAUCGCGACAAAGGUGAUCGAACUUCGUACUGGGAACGAAACUACACGGAUGUAUAUCGUGACCAUGGUGAUCGUGACUAUCGGCAGGAAUUCCGUCAUAUGUCUGGUCCGUGUAGUUCUAAUGCCAGUUCGUCACAAUGGUCUGGAACAUCAGCUAGCUUCUCAUCUCAUUCUACUCCACUCUUGAACGGUCCAGCACCAUUGUUUACUUCAUUGUGUCCACCGUCCGGACACCUUGAAAUCAAGCCUCUCUCAGCCGUUAUCAGUGAACCGUGUGCAUCUCACACAUCAUUUAUGCGGCCACCACCGAUACCACCACAUCUUGACCAUUUUGGAACCAGUGAUUGCAUUAGUAGUAAAAUCAACACCAAAGAUCCAAGGAGGUAG
Messenger RNA from Cercopithifilaria johnstoni, 5481 nucleotides. Lineage: Eukaryota; Metazoa; Nematoda; Chromadorea; Rhabditida; Onchocercidae. The record is from the annotation of a GenBank genome assembly.